Spirodela intermedia is the source of this 1176-nucleotide messenger RNA. Lineage: Eukaryota; Viridiplantae; Streptophyta; Magnoliopsida; Alismatales; Araceae. The record is from the annotation of a GenBank genome assembly.
AUGGCCGAAUCGCGAUCCUUCCUCCCCGGGUCACGACGCCUCAUCUUCCUUUUGCUCCAUGUGGCCUGCGUCUUCUUCUUCCCCGCCGCUACAUCAACUAACCAGCCCCCAGCAGAGAGAAGAAAGACGUCGCCCUCUGCGAGCUCCGCUGCAAAAUCCCACGGGUCCUCUUCCGUCAGAUCCUACCUCCGGCACGUCCUCUCUUUCUAUCGGUCGAACAACAAACAGGAGCAAUCGCGUCCCACAUCUUUUCCCAUCUCCCCGUCGUCCUCUCUGCACAAGCAACUGCGUCAUUACCUCGUCUAUCCCGAAAGGACAGAGUCCGUCGAUCAGAAGACGAUCUCACGACCCGUCGGAGUUGCCAAGGAUGCUGCUGCGGGCUCUGUCAAGCGGUCGUCCUUCACCUCGCGGGCAGACGUCUUUCCCUGCGUCUCGUGCGGGGAGAUCUUUAACAAGGUGCACAUCCUUGACCUUCACCAGGCGACGAAGCACGCCUUCUCCGAGCUCCUCGACGGCGACGCCGGAAAGAACAUCGUGCGUAUCAUAUUCCAGUCUGGAUGGAAAAGGAGCAGCAGAGGCAGCGAGGUCACGGCCCCCGCUAUCCAUCGCAUUCUGAAGAUUCAUCACUCCUCCAGGACCCUCGCACUGUUCGAAGAGUACCGGGAUGCGGUGCGGUCACGCGCGUUCUCAGCUAGCCGGGUGGACGGCAGCGGCGAGCGGUGCGCCGUGGACGGGAACGAGAGCCUCCGGUUCUACUGCGCGACGUUCCUUUGCCAACUGGGGCGCAACGGCAACACGGGCUCCUGCGGCAGCCCGUUCUGCACCGCUUGCUGGAUCGUCCGGCACGGAUUCUCCGGUAAGGAGGUGGAGGGCAUCUCCAUGCACGCUACCGGUAGCGGAGCCCACGCGUCGCUGCCGGAGGAGCUGGAAAGAGAGUUCGCGUUCAUGCGCGUGCGCCGGGCGAUGCUCGUUUGCCGAGUGGUAGCGGGGCGGGUGCGUCUUCGCAAGGCGGCGGCGGCGGCGGCUGAGGUAGGCGAGCAGGUGAAGGACCGAGGAUAUGACUCGGUGGUGGCAAGGGCGAGGGAGGAGGGCGAGCAGGUUGGUAUGGCGGACGAGUUACUCGUGUUUAAUCCGAGGGCGGCGCUACCCUGCUUUGUCGUCGUGUAUGGCGUAUGA